Hirundo rustica (Barn swallow) is the source of this 1789-nucleotide messenger RNA. RefSeq names its product NIMA related kinase 3 (gene NEK3). The record is from RefSeq and is a predicted model, not a curated record. The transcript has 16 exons. Gene Ontology annotation, molecular function: protein kinase activity; ATP binding. NCBI's taxonomy places the organism in Eukaryota, Metazoa, Chordata, Aves, Passeriformes, Hirundinidae. The coding region runs from base 221 to 1693 and encodes 490 amino acids. Gene Ontology annotation, biological process: protein phosphorylation.
GCAGCCCGGAGCCAGCGCCCGCCUCCUUCCCCAUCCUUCCCCAGCCGGGCGCGGGCAGCCCGCAGGCGGCUGCGCCUUUGUGCCGGGGCCUUGCCUCAGGUCUCGGCCCGGCCCGCUGAGGUUAUAUUAAGAGAAAAUUUUAACAAGUGUUAAGGUCGUCACAAAGUUUAGGAGAUAAUCCUGUGAAUAAAGAAAAGUGUGGGAACUGGAUUUAUAAAGAAUGGAAGAAUACAACGUGUUGAAAGUACUAGGAGAGGGAUCCUUUGGCAGAGCUCUCCUAGUUCAUCAUAGAAUCAGUGACCAGAAGUAUGUAAUGAAGGAAAUAAGGCUUCCAGUGUCUUCAUCUGGUGUAGAGAAUUCUAGGAAGGAAGCUGUUCUUUUGGCUAAAAUGAAACAUCCAAAUAUUGUUGCCUUCAAAGAAUCAUUUGAAGCUGAUGGGCAUCUCUAUAUAGUGAUGGAAUAUUGUGACGAUGGAGAUCUAAUGCAAAAGAUUAAACACCAAGGAGGAAAUUUGUUCCCCGAAGACACGAUCCUUCACUGGUUUGUGCAGAUGUGCCUGGCUGUGAAGCACAUUCAUGAUAAACGUGUGCUGCACAGGGAUAUAAAGUCCAAGAAUGUCUUCCUCACUCAAAAUGGAAAAGUCAAAUUGGGAGAUUUUGGAUCUGCACGCCUUCUUGCACAUCCGAUGUCAUACGCUUGCACCUAUGUGGGAACUCCUUAUUAUGUACCUCCAGAGAUCUGGGAAAGCCUACCAUACAACAACAAAAGUGAUAUAUGGUCUCUGGGGUGUAUUCUGUAUGAGCUGUGCACUCUAAAACACCCGUUUCAAGCCAAUAGCUGGAAACAUCUCAUCCUUAAGAUAUGCAAAGGUUCCUAUGAUCCGCUUCCAUCUCACUAUUCCUAUGAACUUCAUUACUUAAUAAAACAGAUGUUUAAGAGAAAUCCCCAGAAUCGUCCAUCAGCCAGUACUAUUCUUGCAAGAGGUUGCUUAACCAAACUUGUGAAAAACUGUUUGCCUUCUGAGAUGGCAAAUGAGUUUGAGCAGGAACUAAAGGAAACCAAGAAGCAUGAAGGCAAUGCAACAAGACAAAAGGGUAGAGUCAUGGCUGGUGGAAGUUCAAACAAUAGAACAGAAAAUAGACGAAGGGAAGAUGAAAGUAGCAAGCAUAGCCAUUUAGAAAGGAAAAAUGCUGAGGGUUUGAGUGAAGGCACAAGGGAACAAAGAAAAUCUUACCAAGAAGGAAGUACUGAUCCAUCACACACCCACAGGAGGCAAUGGGAAAAGGGGAUAUCCAAUACUGUGCUGGAUGUCCUGGAAAAUGCAUCCUUGCUUUCUUCCAGUUUUGCACCUGAAGAGACUGAAAGUGGUGGUGUUAUAAACUACAGUGAAAAUAGGCCACGGAAGCAGUGGAACAAGGAGCCCCCUCAGACACUGAUGGACAUGCUCAGCAACGCAGAUGUCAGCUUAGCAUUUAAAACAUACACAAUUUAUAAAGCAGCUUCUGAAAACAUAUUAAGGGGUCCACUUUCUGAUGAAAGCAAAGCAUCUGAUGAAGUAGAUGGUGAACACGAAACUGUUGUCAUAGAUUCUGAGAGACUUGAACCUAGAUCUGAUGAAGAUGACACGGACUUUGAGGAAGACGACCCAGACUGGGUGUCAGAAUUGAAAAUUAUAUUGAAACAGAGCGGAUGAAAAUCUGAAUUUACCUGUGACAAGUGAAGUUAGGUGUGCUGGAUCCAAGUUGCUGUUAAUAAUUAGUUAUUCAUUAAAUAAUUUCAGUCAAAAAGA